Molecule: messenger RNA, 813 nt
Organism: Corylus avellana
Lineage: Eukaryota; Viridiplantae; Streptophyta; Magnoliopsida; Fagales; Betulaceae
Product: bet1-like protein At4g14600
Source: RefSeq, a predicted model, not a curated record
AACGGGUGUCCUAUCUUUCAAGCCGCCGAUCAAAAAAACAAGAACGAACGAGUGGAUUUCUUCUCCGACACAUCAUCAUUCACCAUCAACCAUUCCGUGUAAAUUUCGGAGUCGCGUACCGAAGCCAGCCAAGAUCGACCAUCUUUAUCAGCUUCCCCUGAAUUUCGCUGGUGUUUGAAUUGAAUUGAAUUGAAUUCCACGCAGUAUUCUUUUCUUCGUUCUAGGGUCUCCUUUUUCUUCUCCUUCAUCUUCAAUGGCAUCCAAUUCCUUUUACGGCGGUGCAGCCCCGUACCGAUCAAGAGAGGGUCUUAGCACGAGACCAGUGGCUAGUUCUGAUGAAAUCCAGUUGCGGAUUGAUCCGAUGCACGCUGAUUUGGACGACGAGAUCACCGGCCUCCGUAGCCAAGUCAAAAAAUUGAGAAACGUUGCUGAAGAGAUAGGGACAGAAGCAAGAUUUCAAACAGAUUUUCUUAAUCAGCUGCAAAUGACAGUGAUCAAAGCUCAAGCAGGGGUCAAGAACAAUCUCAGAAGAUUGAAUAAAAGCAUCAUCCAGAAUGGUUCAAACCAUAUUGUUCAAGUGGUUGUUUUUGCUUUAAUUUGUUUCUUUGUGGUUUACCUUUGGUCCAAGAUGUCUAGAAAAUGAGGACUAGUCCAGUGCUGACCUGCCGCAUCAAAGAACUUCAAUUGGAAGGUUUUUCUGGACCAAUUGAUUUAUACUGGUUCUGUUGUAAAGCCUUUGGCAUGACACAUCUUUGACAUGGUUCUGUAACACUAGCUUAUUACAUGUGAAAAAGGAAAGAAUUUUAGUGGUCA